This is a messenger RNA of Folsomia candida, 3592 nucleotides long. Its product is annotated as TNF receptor-associated factor 6. Gene Ontology annotation, biological process: positive regulation of JNK cascade; regulation of canonical NF-kappaB signal transduction; tumor necrosis factor-mediated signaling pathway. Gene Ontology annotation, molecular function: metal ion binding; protein binding. The record is from RefSeq and is a predicted model, not a curated record. The coding region runs from base 1608 to 3293 and encodes 561 amino acids. Gene Ontology annotation, cellular component: plasma membrane signaling receptor complex. Lineage: Eukaryota; Metazoa; Arthropoda; Collembola; Entomobryomorpha; Isotomidae. The transcript has 6 exons.
ACGAGAGAGUCCGCUCCGCACCUGUACCUCGAAAAAUCUACCUGUCCUCCCAUUGCCCAUUGUAGUAUCAAAUAUUAUCCACCUGCUUUACCAAGUACAAGAACUAAAAGAUUAUACGCUUGCAGAUAUAGUGCAUCGCAUGUUUUGCUACAAUACAAUCCAAGUUGCAUUGUUGAUUUUUGCAGUGUGGAUGGAUCUACUAGAGCCGUGGUAGAGUCGAUUUCUUCCCAUUGAUUGAGUCAUCCCUAAAUUAUGAUGAUCUUUAUAAAUCUUUUCCCCGUCUUGUAACCAAUUAGAGUGACUUCAAAAAUUUGUGCUCAUUUUCUUCACCAGUCAUACAUUGCUCGUACUGUCAUCGUAUUUGUCAUCGUAAUUAUAAUCUAUGCGUUAUAAAGGUUUGUGAAAAUAUAUCUCGCAUGCUGCUUUAUUUUUCUCAAAAAAAACUGUUAUAUUUGUUGGACGAUUGCUCAGUAUUUCUAAUUGUGUAUACUCUUGAUGUGAUCUGUAUUAUUUGUGACGUUUCAAUUUGUGUUGCUCUUAAAUGUAUUCUUCUACAAGAAAAAUUCUUCCAUUGUGAAACCUAAAAGUGCUGUGCAUCUUUGUGUUGCAUGAUUUGCCAUCACCGGUGAUCUAAGAAAGUGCUAUAUUUGCUUAUCGAAUUUGGAUAAUAAUCAUCCAAACCGUCCGUCCAAACUAUUGUUAAAAAAAUGUAUGAAAUGUGAGAGACUAUUACAAAGCCUUAAAGGAAACCAAUAUUCGUAAUUAAAUAUGAGUCAAGGACACACUUAAAUAAAACUGAAUGAAAAAAUAAAAGUAAAUUUCUUGGCAAACGGCGUUGCCAAUUAAGCGUAACAAUCAGCAAUAAAAUAAUGUAACCUCAGCUCAGCUCAGAUAUCGAUGUAGAAAGAAAUAUCAACAAUUUUAUACAAUGGGUCAUAUCCCAAAUAUUGCAUCCACUUCAACUUGAACCGAAAUUAAACAGUUCUGAGAAACACUAAAAUAGAAAUAACAUUAUACUUGAAUGCAGAUUGGUGAUGAAUGUUAACAAUUCAAUUAUGCAUGAAGUCACCCAAGACUUGCAUUCCGUAUGUACCAGGCAGGAACAGGAACUUUUGGAAUAACAAAUCUAUACACAAACCAAUUAAUUAAUAACAAUAAUAAUAAUUGUACCAUGAAGAAUGCGUAGUAUCAUCCUCUACGUCCAUCACUAACUAUUGUUACAAAUCUAAUAUGCAAAUAAUUUAGCUUCUUGUCCAUAUACUUAAAUAUACGUAGUUGUAAGAACAAUCAAUCAGUGCAUGCAUUUAGCUGAACACAAAUUUGCUCAAAGAUCUAUUAGUUUUUCAUCAGUAAACUUACAAGCUAAUAAAUAACGGAACCCGACAGCUCAGCCUCUUACAAAGUAUGCGUCCAAAUUUCUUAAACUGAAUUAGUAUAUAAAAAAAGAGUAUUUGCCCAAAAAUAAGUAACUGAACUCAAUCAAUAAAGCUGCAACGUUAAGCAAUAACAAUCAAGUAACAGUAACAUAUCAGGGUUGUAGAAAUAUAUGUAAAUGAGAGAAUAUUAUACGAAUAAUUAACAAAAGUGUAUCUCAAUAAUCAAUUAACAUGGAAAACAAUUCACCUCCGACCUGCAAUGGGACAGCCCCACAGGCGAGCAGUACCUCUUGUGCGGAGGAUUCUGCAGGAACGACGGUGAUGACCACGUUGGGAGGUUGCAAACCCAGUGCCCACGCGACCAGCACUUAUUCAGAGGGAGGAUAUGACUAUGAGCUGGUUGGCAUCACAGAUUCUCGUUACGAGUGCCCAAUCUGUCUUCUUUGUUUCCGAGAUCCGGUGCUUACAACGUGUGGCCACAAAUUCUGCAGUGGUUGUAUCAGAGUCUGGGUUGUUGACCUUGGUGGGAAGUGUCCCGUUGAUGGAGUAAGUCUCUCACACGAAAACAUUUUCCCUGAUAAUUUCACUCGCCGUGAGAUCAUGCAGUCCAAAGCAAAGUGUCCCUACACGACGGACGGGUGUGAAAUUAUUCUCCCGAUUAGUGAUUUGGAUCGUCACGUCCACACGGAACAUCGGAAUGACGCAUCUUUUUCGGUGAACGGGAGCCCCCACUUUUCAACCGGAGGAGCGGAUGUGAGCGACUGUUGGUUCAAAGAGUUUGGAUGUGACAUCAGGGUUCAUCCUUCAGAAAUGCAUAAGCACACGGUUGCCGAUGUUCACAAGCAUUUGCACUUGAUGACCAUGGCGUACAAGCGCUUAAAACUGUAUUCCUCUUCCCGUUCCAACUUGGACCAUCCUCCAGACUCGUUUUGGCGUCAAGACUCGCGUGAAUCGCAACGAUGGCUAUUGGACGACACGCUAGACUCGGAUGACUUUGAGUUCCGCAGACAAAGGUCAUGGGACAGUGUCAGAUUUGCUCAGAACAAACAUAACGCCAAAUCUAGGCCGAGAUUCUAUCCGCCAAGAUUAGCCGAGUCGGACGAGUCACUUUGUAAGCCACAUGCCAACCAUGGUGAUCCUCAACCUUCUGGAGAACCUUCAUCAUCCCGCAGUAGUACAAUGAUGACUCCCUUCAAUUCCUCCAGCAACAACACUCAACAACCCCACUCACAAUCACACCAGCUCAACGACGUUUUCGAAAGACUAGUCCGUCUCGAGCAGAACGACAGAGAAAAACAGAUCAAAAUUGAGAAAUUACAAUCUGAGCUUGCCUCCGCGGUCAAUCUCUUUUCCGCGGCGACAAACAUCAUCAAAGACCUCACAUCUCGCUACUGUAACGGCGUAUUCGUCUGGACGAUUACGGAUUUUCGAAGAUUGUGUAUGGAAAUGAGAAAUGAUCCGAAUCGGGUGCGACAUUCGCAAGACUUUUACACGGACAUCUUCGGGUACAGGAUGUGUCUCAGAUUUAACCUCACGACACCGUCUUCCCAUGGAGCUGCUGCCAUUCAAAACGCUAAUGUCGCUUUGGAAAACGAUAAGGAUACAUUUAUCUCACUCUACGUCCACUUUAUGCAAGGCCAAUUCGACGACACGCUACAAUGGCCUUUUUCAGGCGUCAUGCGGUUAGUCAUCAUUCAUCCGUCCAACCCACAGAAUUCGAUUGUCGAAACGAUAAUUGCGAAACCUGGGAUCGCCUAUGCAAAGCCGUCCUCCCAUAGAAACGCGACCGGAAUUGGGUUUCCAGAGUUUUCAGCUAUUGAUAAAACAUUUCUUGACGGAUAUGUUAAGAAUGAUGCUCUAAUUUGCAAAAUAUAUGCGAAAGCACAUCACAUUGAGACUAAAGAUUUUAUAAGUUAAGCAAAGUUACAUGUACCUCAAAGUGAUAAAAAAUCAUACCGAUUUUACUUGUAUCUAAAUAUCAAUCUUAAUAUCAGCAAAACGUAGUCUCAUCAUUAAAUAUAUGUGUAGCUUUAAUUAAUUUGGAUUAAGCUUUAAAUUUUACAAGUGAUUGAUGAUGCACUACAAAUUGGAGUCUGUCACCUGCGUUUGCUAUACACUUAACUAUAUUCAUCCUUUAAAAUCUAUAUAUAUAUUUUAUGAAAAUUAAUUAUAAUAAAAUCUUUGCAAAGCUAAACUUGCUUAAAUUAUAUAAAGAA